AUGGCUCCCCUCCCGAAAACGAUGAAGGCCAUCCAGCUCAAGAGCUUCAACGCGCCGUAUGCCGUCUCCCGCGUGCCCGUCCCGCGGCCGGAGCCCCACCAGCUCCUCAUCCGCGUCCGCGCCGCCGGCUUCUGCCACACGGACUGCAUGGUCAACGAGGGCGCCUUCGAUUCCCCGCUGCCCGUCAUCGGGUCCCACGAGCCCGCCGGCGUCGUCAUCGAGGUCGGCACCGAGGUGCAGGGCUUCAAGGAGGGUGACUGCGUGGGGUGCAUCAACUUUGAGGGUGCUUGUGGGAAAUGCCCCGACUGCAAGGCCAGGAGGCCGGUCUACUGCGACAACAUGCUCAUGAAGGGGAUCACCACUGACGGUGCCUGGGCGGAGUACAUGGUUGCAGACUGGCGCUUCACCGUCAAGAUACCAUAUGCCAUGUCCUACCCGGUGGCCGCCUGCCUCAUGUGCGCCGGCAUAAGCAUCUACGGCGGCAUCAAGCGCGCCGCCGUCCCGCCCGGCGGCUCCAUCGGCAUCGUCGGCAUCGGCGGGCUGGGCCACAUCGGGACGCAGCUCGCCAAGGCCAUGGGCUACAAAGUCGUCGCCAUCGACGUGAAGCAGUCCGCGCUGGACCUCGCCGCCUCGUACCCCCUGAAACCAGACCUCGCCAUCCUCGCAACCACGCCCGCCCCCGACGCCGUCUCGCAAAUCGCGCAGGUCGUGGGCGGCGCGUACCCAGGCCUCGACGCCACGGUGCUCGCAACCGACGCGCCGGCGGCGUUCAAAUUUGCCGCCGCGGUGACGCGGAAGCACGGCACGCUGGUGCUGCUGGGCCAGCCGGACGCGGGCAUCACCAUGUCGUACAAGGACGUUAUAUUCCGCGACCUGACGCUCGUGGGCUCGCUGGUCGCGAGCAGGGAGGACACGGAGGAGCUGCUGGGGCUGGUGGCGGAGCACGGGGUCGAGGUGAAGAUGAAGGAGUGGCGGAUUGAGCAGGCGGAGGAGAUGAGGCAGGAGUACCUUGGGGGCAAGGGGGAGGGGAAGAAUGUGGUUGUGUUUGGGUGA
Molecule: messenger RNA, 1053 nt
Organism: Colletotrichum siamense
Lineage: Eukaryota; Fungi; Ascomycota; Sordariomycetes; Glomerellales; Glomerellaceae
Gene: adhA-1
Product: alcohol dehydrogenase
Exons: 4
Coding region: 1-1053 (350 amino acids)
Molecular function (GO): oxidoreductase activity
Source: RefSeq, a predicted model, not a curated record